Messenger RNA from Chaetomium strumarium, 1278 nucleotides. Its product is annotated as pyridine nucleotide-disulfide oxidoreductase-like protein. Gene Ontology annotation, cellular component: cytoplasm. NCBI's taxonomy places the organism in Eukaryota, Fungi, Ascomycota, Sordariomycetes, Sordariales, Chaetomiaceae. Gene Ontology annotation, molecular function: flavin adenine dinucleotide binding; electron-transferring-flavoprotein dehydrogenase activity. The coding region runs from base 1 to 1278 and encodes 425 amino acids. The transcript has 4 exons. The record is from RefSeq and is a predicted model, not a curated record.
AUGGGCUCCAUCCCAACAGAACCAGUCAGGGUGCUCGUGGCGGGCGGUUCAUACGGCGGGCUCUCGGCCGCGCUCAAUCUCCAAGACCUGUGCCGCGGUCUCCCUCCACGGUGCGGGCCGAAGCCGGCGGCGGGAGAGCAGCAGGUAGAGAGACCACAGUUUGAGGUGGAGAUCACGGUAGUGGACGAGAGAGACGGCUUCUACCACCUCAUCGGCUCGCCCCUGGCGCUGGCGUCCGAGGCAUAUGCCGAGAAGUGCUGGGUCAAGUACGACGACAUCCCCGCGCUACGGCGGGCCGAAAACAACAUCCGGGUGCUCCACGGGACCGUGCAGUCGGUUGACCCGCAGCGGAAGGUGGCGACAUACGCUGCGCACGGCGCGGCCACGCCGCCGUUGGAACUGCAGUACGACUACUUUGUUGCGGCGUCGGGCCUGCGGAGGGUGUGGCCCGUGGUGCCCCAGUCGCUGCGCAGGAAGCAGUAUCUGUUUGAGGCGGGCGACCAUAUCCGUGCUGCUACGGCGGCGAGGCACGGGGUUGUGAUUGUUGGCGGAGGCGCCGUGGGCAUUGAAAUGGCGGCCGAGCUCAAGCUGGUGCAGCCACACAUCAAAGUCACGCUAGUCCACUCGCGCGACAAGCUGCUCUCGUCCGAGCCGCUCCCGGAGGAGGUCAAGGACGUCAGCCUGGAACUGGUGCGCGAAGCCGGCGUCGACGUGCUCAUGUCGCACCGCCUCGACCGGACCGAGGAGACCGAGGACGAGCACGGCAACAAGUGUCUCCGGCUGCACUUCACCAACGGCCACACCAUGCUCGCCGACCAGGUGUCGCUCGCCGUGUCGAGGCCCACCCCUUCGACCAGCUUCUUGCCAAGCAGCGUGCUAGACGAGGAGGGCUACGUCAAGAUCCAGGCCAACCUGAACUUCCCCGCCACCACGCCCAACGCAGCAGACCACUUCGCCAUCGGCGACCUGGUCAAGUGGAGCGGCAUCAAGCGCUGCGGCGCGGCCAUGCACAUGGGCUACUAUGCGGCGAACAACAUCCACCAGCGCAUGCAGAACAAGACGGCCGACGACGGCAGCAGCAGCAGCAGCUUCCUGGAGCUCGCCGAGAUCCCGCCCAUGAUCGGGCUCGCCGUGGGGAAGAAGGCCGUGUCAUACUGGCCCGAGGGCGGCGUGACCGCCGGGGAGGAGGUGACGAAGCUGUUUUUCGGGGAUGAUCUUGGGUUUUCGAUUUGCUGGAACCAUUUGGGUCUUGGGGGGGACAAGGUCGUUUCUUCAUGA